Molecule: messenger RNA, 1296 nt
Organism: Dacryopinax primogenitus
Lineage: Eukaryota; Fungi; Basidiomycota; Dacrymycetes; Dacrymycetales; Dacrymycetaceae
Product: NADH:flavin oxidoreductase/NADH oxidase
Exons: 5
Coding region: 1-1296 (431 amino acids)
Cellular component (GO): intracellular anatomical structure
Molecular function (GO): NADPH dehydrogenase activity; NADP binding; FMN binding
Source: RefSeq, a predicted model, not a curated record
AUGCCUGGCGAUAGUGUACAAGAAGAGCUCCCCCUCUUCUUCAACAAGGGUGUUGAGGGGGCCGAUCACUUCUAUCCGGCGAAUGAACCGGUGUCGGUUGGUGAAGCCUUCCCUGCAAAUGCUCGCCUACCCAUGCUCUUCCAACAUCUCAAGAUCCGCUCGGUCGAUUUUAAGAACCGUAUCUGGGUCGCACCCAUGUGCAUGUACUCCAGCGAGAAUGGACAUGCAACAGACUUCCAUUUGGUACAUAUUGGAGCUAUGGCACUCCGCGGGGCCGGUGCUAUAACUAUGGAAUGCACUGCCGUCCGGCCCGAAGGGCGUAUGUCGCCUCAAGACGCUGGCCUCUGGCAAGAUAGCCAGAUUGAGCCUCUGCGAAGAAUCACCAAUUUUGUCCACGCUCACGGAGCCAAGAUCGGUGUUCAGCUCUCGCAUGCUGGGAGGAAGGCUUCCACAUAUGCGCCAUGGGUUCAGCGCAAGCGUGAUAGGAUAUCGAGCCUCGUGCAAAAGGAUAUGGCCACGGAGGCAGAGGGUGGCUGGCCUGAUGAGGUGAUUGGUCCCUGCGACAUCAAGUACGACGUGGGAUACGCGCAGCCCCACCCCAUGUCAAAGGAAAAGAUUGAUGAAGUGAUAGAGUCAUUCGCUGCUGCAGCAGAGCGUGCCAAGAAGGCUGGAUAUGAUUACAUUGAAAUCCAUGGCGCGCAUGGUUACCUCAUCCACUCCUUCUGUUCUCCCCUCUCAAACAAUCGCACCGACGAAUAUGGCGGCUCUCUUGAGAACCGUUUGCGUAUGCCAAUCGCCCUCGCCAAGCGCGUGCGGGAAGCGUGGGGCGACGACAAGCCCAUCUUCUGGCGCCUGAGCUCGACUGACUGGGCCGAAGGACCGGAACAAGACCCCACGACUGGCGAAUGGCUCCAAUGGGGAAUUGAGCAGUGCACUGUGCUCUCCAGGGAGCUCCACAAGGUUGCCGGCAUUGAUCUCAUCGACGUCAGCUCCGGUGGCAAUUGGAAGGAUGCUAAGAUCAAAGUAUAUCCUGGGUACCAAAAGCCUGGUGCCGCACACAUUAGGAAGGAAGUUCCUGAGGUGUUAGUUGCGGCCGUCGGUCAGAUUACGAGUGCCGUUCAGGCAGAAGGGUAUCUCGAGGAAGGAAGUGCCGACGUAAUCUUCUUCGCCCGGCAAAUCCUCCGGAAUAUCGACUUCCCCCUUCGUGCAGCCCAGGAACUCCUAAUCGCGGUCAAACCGAUGAGCCAAUAUGAGUACGGAUGGAUGGGAAUGCUUGGGUGGGGAUAUCCUUGGUAA